UGCUCGCGGCCCUUUCCGGUGCCUCCCCCCGACCGCCGCUGCCACAUCCUCCGCUGACAUCAGCCCGCGCCGCCAUAUUGGGCGAGAAGCGCAGUCCUCCAGUUCGGUCGCCGCAGGGGAGGACGCCGGCCGCCUCCACCUCCCUCACCGUGGCCGAGCCCCAGCCCUGCUCCUCAUGAGUCCUCCCGGCCGGCCGCAGCGGCGGUGCGGGUAGGGCCGAGGUGGGAGCGGCUCCUGCGCUUUCCUCUUCCCCGCUCCCCCUUCCUGUACCCUCCCCGCCGCCUCCGGCCAUGACUUCCCUUACCCAGCGCAGCUCCGGCCUGGUGCAGCGCCGUACUGAGGCCUCCCGCAGUGCCGCCGCCGCCGACAAGGAGUGGGGGGCUGGCGGCGGCCUGGAGGACGAAGGCCACCGAGAUGAGCUGGGGGAUGACGAAAAGGGCGACUCCAAGGAAACGCGGCUCACCCUCAUGGAGGAAGUGCUACUCCUCGGCCUCAAGGACCGCGAGGGUUACACUUCAUUUUGGAAUGAUUGCAUCUCCUCAGGUUUGCGUGGCUGCAUGUUAAUCGAAUUGGCAUUGCGAGGGCGUCUUCAGCUAGAGGCUUGCGGAAUUAGGCGCAAAAGUCUAUUGACAAGAAAGGUGAUUUGCAAGUCAGAUACUUCUACAGGGGAUGUUCUGCUUGAUGAAGCUCUGAAACACAUAAAGGAGACCCAACCUCCUGAAACAGUACAAAAUUGGAUUGAACUGCUUAGUGGUGAAACAUGGAACCCAUUAAAGUUGCACUACCAGUUACGAAAUGUCCGUGAACGGUUAGCUAAAAAUCUAGUGGAAAAAGGUGUACUGACAACAGAGAAACAGAACUUCCUUCUUUUUGACAUGACUACGCACCCUCUCACCAACAACAAUAUCAAACAGCGCCUCAUCAAGAAGGUUCAAGAAGCAGUUCUUGACAAAUGGGUGAAUGACCCCCACCGCAUGGACAAGCGCUUGUUGGCACUCGUUUAUUUAGCCCAUGCUUCAGAUGUUCUGGAGAACGCUUUUGCCCCCCUUUUGGAUGAGCAGUAUGAUUUAGCGACAAAGAGAAUGCGGCAGCUUCUGGAUUUAGACCCUGAGGUUGAAUGUAUGAAAGCCAACACGAAUGAGGUUCUGUGGGCUGUUGUAGCAGCUUUCACAAAAUAACUGCAAUCAGACUGCAGUGUUCUCUUUUCUUUCAUGUAAACCAAUUGUUUCUCUUCUAUUGGCUAUUCAUGUUUUCUGUAAUUUGUACCUUCUCACAUGAAUUGGCUCUUGUUUAAUGGAAUUAUAAGUGGUGUAUUCCCUCUUUCUCUGUGCAUCUGUAUACAGGAUUCUGUUGGUACAAGAGACCUUCCUAUUUAAAACAACAGAAAAAGGUUUUACUGCCAUAUUGGCUUUCCAUUUCCUUUUAAAUUUGAGUUAUCUGAAAUAUUUGUUACUCUGUUUUUCAUCUUAUUGUUAUUGAAGUGGUUUAACAUGGAAAGCACCUCGAGGAAACGUGCAUGCAAUUGGAUCACUAGUCUCAGCUGACACAGAUGUGUGCAUGCAUCAAUAUUUCUGCAGUACAAUUCAUAACAGAUCAAAAAGGGCCUUUUUAAAAAAUCACCAAAGGUCCAUGUCGAAGUGUCUGUCAGGGCAUUUUAUACACAAAUGUUGUUUCAAUUAUGUCUGACAAAAUUACUUUAAAAGCAGAAAUUCCAUUUAACAGCUUUGUCAAUAGUUCCUGUAAAACCCCAUAAAAUUUACAAACAUGAACCUCUGUAAU
Anas platyrhynchos (mallard) is the source of this 1779-nucleotide messenger RNA. Its product is annotated as Golgi phosphoprotein 3. The record is from RefSeq and is a predicted model, not a curated record. Gene Ontology annotation, biological process: Golgi to plasma membrane protein transport; Golgi vesicle budding; Golgi organization. NCBI's taxonomy places the organism in Eukaryota, Metazoa, Chordata, Aves, Anseriformes, Anatidae. Gene Ontology annotation, molecular function: phosphatidylinositol-4-phosphate binding. Gene Ontology annotation, cellular component: cytosol; Golgi cisterna; trans-Golgi network.